This is a messenger RNA of Oncorhynchus mykiss (rainbow trout), 14687 nucleotides long. The record is from RefSeq and is a predicted model, not a curated record. Lineage: Eukaryota; Metazoa; Chordata; Actinopteri; Salmoniformes; Salmonidae.
UCCCUUUCUCUCUCUCUCUCUCUCUCCCUUUCUCUCUCUCACUCUCCCUCACCCUCCAUCAGUUUCUCCAUCAGCUUCAGUCAGACUAGAAGGGAGUUGGAGGCUACUGGGUCUACUGUCAGAUAGGCAGCACUAGAUCCAACAACCCACAGGAUUAUUUACCUUUAAAGGAAUAUACUCUUUUCCUUGAUUCUACCUCUUGGCUUUCUGUCUUCCUUCAUCAACAUCCACAUCCUACUCUUACUCUUCUUCCUCCUCCCCCUCGUCCUCCUCCUGCCUUUCUUUCUCCUGCUUCCACACCCUGCCUCUGAGUGUGUUGGAGAGAGGCACUGUUCGCGCGGCAAAGCGGUUCGAGUGGACCUCAGUGUGAGUGUGAGUGUGAGUGUGAGUGUGUGAGUGUAUGUGUGUGUGUGAGCCUCUCCAGUCCACUCUCUCUCUCAGUGGAACAGCCCUUUUUAAAUGGACUUUUAUAUUGGUUUGAGACUUUAUCACCACUGAAAGCAACACCACUGCCGAAGCACUACUGUACAUGUUGGAAUAAAAACUGAUCAGAAAAUCUUUAGUCCCAAGAUGAGUGAGGAAGCUAAAGAUAAAACCACUGGCAAACCAGCGCAUCGUAAGAAGAAAGGCAAAAAGUCGGACAGCAAUGCCAGUUACCUGCGAGCAGCGCGGGCUGGGAACCUGGAGAAGGCCCUGGACUACCUCAAGUCUGGGGUAGAAAUCAACAUCUGCAACCAGAAUGGGUUGAAUGCUCUUCAUCUGGCCUCUAAGGAGGGUCAUGUAGAGGUGGUGGCUGAGCUGCUGAAGCUAGAAGCCAAUGUGGACGCGGCGACCAAGAAAGGAAACACCGCUCUUCACAUAGCCUCCCUGGCCGGCCAAACGGAAGUGGUGAAAGAGCUAGUGACCAAUGGAGCCAAUGUGAACGCACAGUCUCAGAAUGGCUUCACCCCGCUCUACAUGGCAGCCCAGGAGAACCAUAUUGAGGUGGUUCGCUUCCUCCUGGAACACAACUCCAGCCAGAGUAUGGCCACCGAGGACGGGUUCACCCCUCUGGCGGUGGCGCUGCAGCAGGGGCAUGACCAAGUGGUGUCUCUGCUCCUGGAGAAUGACACCAAGGGCAAGGUGCGUCUGCCCGCCCUGCACAUCGCCGCUCGCAAGGACGACACCAAGGCUGCAGCAUUACUGCUCCAGAACGACCGCAACGCAGAUGUGGAGUCCAAGAUGAUGGUGAAUAAAACGACAGAGAGCGGCUUCACUCCUCUCCACAUCGCUGCUCACUAUGGCAACAUCAACGUGGCCACGCUUCUGCUGAAUCGGGGGGGAGCUGUGGACUUCAUGGCCAGGAAUGACAUCACACCUCUCCAUGUGGCAUCUAAAAGAGGCAAUAGUAACAUGGUCAAACUGUUGUUGGACAGAGGAUCCAAAAUAGAUGCCAAGACCAAGGACGGACUGACACCUCUUCACUGUGGAGCGAGGAGCGGGCAUGAACAAGUGGUUGAGAUCCUGCUGGACCGCGGAGCCCCCAUUCUGUCCAAGACAAAGAACGGGCUGUCCCCCCUGCACAUGGCCACUCAGGGCGACCACAUCAACUGUGUCCAGCUCCUCCUUCAGAACGAUGUCCCCGUUGAUGAUGUCACCAAUGACUACCUGACAGCGUUACACGUGGCCGCCCACUGUGGACACUACAAAGUGGCUAAGCUCAUAGUGGACAAAAAGGCCAACCCUAACGCUAAAGCACUGAACGGUUUCACCCCGCUUCACAUCGCCUGCAAGAAGAACCGCUCCAAAGUGAUGGAGCUGCUGCUGAAACACGGAGCAUCGAUCCAGGCUGUGACAGAGUCUGGACUCACUCCUAUUCACGUGGCCGCUUUCAUGGGACAUGAGAACAUUGUCAACUCACUGACGCAUCACGGAGCUUCGCCCAACACCACCAACGUGAGGGGGGAGACAGCGCUGCACAUGGCAGCCCGGGCAGGUCAGGCCGACGUGGUGCAAUACCUGCUGCAGAAUGGAGCGAAGGUGGAGACUAAGGCCAAGGACGACCAGACAGCGCUGCACAUCUCCAGCCGGCUGGGGAAGGCUGACAUCGUCCAGCAGCUGCUGCAGAGGGGGGCUUCUGCUAACGCUGCCACCACGUCAGGCUACACACCCCUCCACCUGGCUGCCCGCGAAGGUCACGAGGACGUAGCCGCCAUGCUGCUGGACCAGGGUGCAUCGCUGUCAGCCUCCACUAAGAAAGGGUUCAGUCCUCUUCACGUGGCAGCCAAGUAUGGGAAGAUGGAAGUGGCCAGCCUGCUUCUUCAGAAGAGAGCAGCUCCGGAUGCAGCUGGAAAGAGUGGGCUAACUCCACUGCAUGUAGCUGCUCACUACGAUAAUCAGAGAGUGGCUCUACUGCUUCUGGAUCAGGGAGCAUCUCCCCACGCCGCAGCCAAGAAUGGCUACACACCCCUCCACAUAGCUGCCAAGAAGAACCAGAUGGACAUCGGGACCACCCUACUGGAGUACGGGGCGGACACCAAUGCUGUGACCCGCCAGGGCAUCAGCCCUGUUCACCUGGCUGCACAGGGGGGCAGUGUGGACCUGGUCUCUCUGCUGCUCACCAAGAACGCCAGCGUCAACAUGGGCAACAAGAGUGGUCUCACACCUCUCCACUUAGCGGCGCAGGAGGACAAAGUCAACGUGGCGGAAGUCCUGCUCAACCAGGGGGCGGACGUCGACCCCUCGACAAAGAUGGGAUACACUCCGCUGCAUGUGGCUUGUCACUAUGGCAACGUGAAGAUGGCGGACUUCCUCAUACAGAACCAGGCCAGAGUUGAUGACAAAACAAAGAACGGCUACACGCCCCUCCACCAGGCGGCGCAGCAGGGCCACACCCACAUCAUCAACCUGCUGCUGCAGCACGGAGCCUCUGCCAAUCAGCUGACCGUGAACGGGAGCACAGCCUUGUCCAUCGCCUGUCGUCUUGGUUACAUCUCAGUGGUCGACACUCUCAGGCCAGUGACUGAUGAGAAUCUGACCUCUGUGACUGCGACAGAAAAACACAAAAUGAACAUCCCCGAGACCAUGAACGAGUUUCUGGACAUGUCUGACGAUGAAGCUAAGGCUAAUGCGCCGGAAAUUCUCAAUGACGACUGUAUUUCAGAUGUUGACGAAGGUGAGGAUGCAAUGACCGGCGACACUGACAAAUAUCUGCGGCCCCAGGACCUCAAGGAGCUGGGGGACGACUCUCUCCCGCAGGAGGGCUACAUGGGGUUCAGCAUUGGAGUCCGCUCAGCGAGCCCUAGGAUCAGCCUCCGCUCCUUCAGUUCGGAUAGGUCCAACACCCUCAACCGCAGCUCCUACGCGCGAGACAGCAUGAUGAUAGAGGAGAUCCUCGCCCCGACCAAGGACACGCUUCAGAGUGUCUGUAAAGACCUGUCCUACUUGAUUGACCCUCUCAAUAAGCACCUGGCUGUAACCCGGGACUACGAUGCAGAGUGUCUGAGGCGCUACAGCUGGACCCCAGACACAAUAGAUCACAGUAACACUGUGUCCAGCCCCAUUCACUCAGGCUUGUCCUCCCCGCUCCCUCAGUAUGACUCCAGAUUCCUGGUCAGCUUCAUGGUGGAUGCCCGUGGGGGGUCCAUGAGAGGAAGUCGAAGCAACGGCAUGCGUAUCAUCAUCCCGCCCCGGAAGUGCACGGCUCCCACCCGCAUCACCUGCCGCCUGGCCAAGAGGCACAAACUGGCCUACCCCCCACCCAUGGUGGAGGGAGAGGGCCUGGUCAGCCGCCUGGUGGAGGUCGGCCCCGCAGGAGCCCAGUUUCUGGGACCUGUGAUCGUGGAGAUUCCUCAUUUCGGCUCCAUGAGGGGAAAGGAGAGGGAACUGAUCGUGCUGAGGAGCGACAACGGUGACACAUGGAAGGAACACCAGUACGACUGCCAUCCAAGUGACAUCACAGACAUUCUCAACGGGAUGGACGAAGAACUGGACAGCAAUGCUGAGCUGGAGAAGAAGCGUAUUUGUCGGAUCAUCACCAGGGACUUCCCCCAGUACUUUGCGGUGGUGUCCAGGAUCAAGCAGGAAAGUAACCACAUGGGUCCAGAGGGCGGGACUCUGACCAGCCUGACCGUGCCCAUGGUCCAGGCCUCCUUCCCACAGGGGGCGCUCACCAAAAAGAUACGCGUUGGCCUGCAGGCUCAGCCCGUCCCAGAUGACAUGGUGAGGAAUCUCCUCGGCAACAGGGCCACCUUCAGCCCUAUCGUUACUGUGGAGCCCAGGAGGAGGAAGUUCCACAAGCCCAUUACCAUGACGAUCCCUGUACCGCCCCGAUCGGCAGAGGGCCACCCCAGUGGACCCAGGGGAGACUCCACCCCCUGCCUGCGCCUCCUCUGCAGCAUCACAGGUGGAACAUCUCCUGCCCAGUGGGAGGACAUAACAGGAACCACUCCGCUGUCCUUCGUCACAGACUGUGUUUCCUUCACCACAAACGUGUCGGCCAGGUUCUGGCUUGCAGACUGCCACCAGAUUCCUGAGACGGUCGGUCUGGCCUCUCAGCUAUACCGGGAGCUGAUCUGUGUGCCGUAUCUGGCCAAGUUUGUGGUGUUUGCCAAGAUGAACGAUCCUGUGGAGUCACGCCUCCGCUGCUUCUGCAUGACGGACGACAAGGUGGACAAGACUCUGGAACAACAGGAGAACUUUGAAGAGGUGGCCAGGAGCAAAGACAUUGAGGUCUUGGAGGGCAAGCCUAUCCAUGUGGAUUGCUAUGGCAACUUAUCUCCUCUUACCAAGAGUGGGCAGCAGCUGAUCUUCAACUUCUUCUCUUUCAAAGAGAACCGGCUUCCUUUCAAUGUGAAGGUCAGAGACAUGGGCCAAGAACCAUGUGGUCGACUCUCAUUUUUGAAAGAGCCGAAAACCACUAAAGGUCUUCCACAGACUGCCAUAUGCAAUUUGAAUAUCACACUGCCAACUCAUAAGAAGGACAUGAUGGAGUCUGAUCCUGAUGAUGAGACUGAAAAACCAGACCGACGUCAUACCUUUGCCUCCUUAGCUUUGCGUAAGCGCUACAGCUAUCUGACCGACCCUGCGGCGAAAACAACUGAUCGGAGCUCGCAGAGAACACAGCCUACUGGCUACGCUUACAAACCUGUCUUUUCAACGAGAUCUUAUCAGGCGUGGUCGGCUGUUCCUGUCUCCGUCUCUGAGCAAGCCAAGUCUGGGUUCGGUUCCCACUCCAGUUCAUCGUCCAACACGCCCAAUGCCUCUCCACUGAAGUCCGUGUGGUCCAUCACCUCGGCGUCCCCCAUCAAGUCCAACAUAGGCGGUUCACCGGCCCAUUCCAUCAAAUCAGUCAGCGACGUAGCAUCCCCCAUCAGGUCGUACAGGACAAUUUCAUCCCCAAUUAAGACUGUAGUUCAGCAGACCCAGUACCCAGUUCAGGUCACCCCCAGUCUCCUGUCAUCGCCAGUCAGAAGCGUUCCAGACCCCGUUUCCAUCAAGGGACUGGCAGCAUUGUCUUCUAGAACCUCUCCCAUCACCACUGGUGUGGGGUGUCUGCUAGAGAGGUCAUCAAUCGCCAUGAGCCCACCUGCUUCGCCCAAAUCCUCACUGAACAUGUACAGUUCAACUCUGCCAUUCAAGGGUGUCAUGGUGGGCACUGGCACCACAGCAUCGUCCUCUCCUAUAAAAACUGUUCCUGGCCUCUCCUCUGUCCGGUCCAAUGCAGACCCCUUAAGUCUAUUUUCCUCCCUUUCCUCACCAAUUAAAGCCAACACUCCUCCUAGUGCUGCAGCUCUGAUCAAUGGAACAGUAUCCCCUACAAAGUACCGCUCCUCCUCGCCCACGUCCCUACUCUCCAGCAGCUUACAGGAGAGGAUACAGGCAACCACCAAUGCAGCAACAACAAGCGUAAAUGCAGCCUUUGACGAGGUUGAAAAGACUUUCAAUUCCUGCUCUGCCUCUGGAUAUGGCACUCUGAAGUCCAUGUCCUCCUCCGCGUCAUCAUCUUACCAAUCCAUAAGAUCCUCAGCCUCUAGUUCCCUAUAUGCCACUCUAAGGUCCCCACCAAACUCUACCGCCACUGUCACAUCUGGCACCAUGACGGUCCCAGUGUAUUCGGUUAUAAAUGUGUUGCCAGAGCCCCAAUUUAAAAAGCUCCCUGAAGUGUCAACGCCAGCUGCUGCCCUCUCGUCCUCUCGAAAAACUGUGCCUGCUGAGACAAACUCAGCCCAGUCUUCCUUUGCCAGGACUCUGUCACCUAUCAAAUCCUCCUUAUUUAUGCCCCCGACUGCCCUGAAAUCCACCACCUCAUCCCCGCUGUCCUCCAGCCAAGAGAUACUGAAGGACGUGGCAGAAAUGAAAGAGGACUUGAUACGGAUGUCUAACAUCUUGCAAACAGAACCAAGUUCAGCCUCCAAAGGUUUCCAGUCUGACUGUCCCAAAGAGGCUAAAAUAGAGGACGAGGAGCCUUGCAGAAUUGUAGAGAAAGUUAAACAGGACCUGGUCAAAGUUAGUGAGAUACUGACCAAGGAUAGCAAGACGGCUAUUAAAAUUAAUAAAACAGAUGAGGCACAGUGCUCUAAACAAGCACCAGUGGAUCCCCAGCCAAGCAACUGGAGUUAUCCACCAAGAUAUGAGACAGUGGUUCCACAAAUCAAAACUAAGACUAUACCAGACAGAGAUUUUAAUCUAUUGAAGGUAGUAGACUACUUGACAAAUGACAUUGGCAGUGGCUCUAUCUCAAAAACUGCAGAUGCAAAGCAUAGAUCCGAUGAGGUUAGAAGGGAAGGAGAGGAGAAACAAAAAAGAAUGCUUAAACCUGAGCACAAGCUGAAAAUGCCACCCGCAAACAUGCGGUCCUCUGCCUCAGAAAAGGAGCUCUGUAAACUAGCAGAUGUGCUAUUUGGGCCUGAUGCCAUGUUAGAAUCUCCAGAUGACAUCUCACAUGACCAGGACAAGAGUCCCCUCUCAGACAGUGGCUUUGAGACGAGGAGUGAAAGGACACCCUCUGCCCCACAGAGUGCGGAAGGCAUGGGACCCAAGGCACUUUUCCAGGAUAUUCCACCAGUAAUCACUGAGACAAGGACUGAGGUUGUCCGUGUUAUUAGGAGUUAUGAGUCUCCUGAAGAUAACAAGCAACCAAUGAUGGAGGAUACAAGGGCAGUUCGAUACACUGAUGCAGAACCCAAAGAUCUGAAUGCAUCCAAUGUGGACCAAACUAAAUCAUUUCAGAUGAAAAUCAGCCCGGACGAUGACUCAAUGGGCAAGAGCAUGCGUGUGAAGGAAGAGACCCACAUCACUACUACCACACGAAUGGUGUACCACAAACCCCAGAGUAAAGAGAAUACAUCUGAGAGGAUGGAAGAAUCAAUGUCAGUGCAUGAUAUCAUGAAAGCUUUCCAGUCCGGCAGGGAUCCCUCCAGAGAACUUGCUGGACUGUUUGAGCACAGGGCCAGCAAUGAUGACACAUCGCAGAGGGAUAUAAACUUAAAGCCCAAAGUUGAAAGAAUAAUCGAGGUUCAUAUUGAAAAGGGCAACAAAACUGAACCAACUGAGGUCAUCAUCCGGGAAACAAAAAAUGACCCAGAGAAGGAGAUGUACUUCUACCAAGGGAACAGUGGCCUGUCACGACAGGGAGAGGAGGAGCCUGAAGAAUCGCUCCCCUGUUACCUAGAGUCUUCCAGAGUAAACACGCCCAUGUCACAGGAAGACGAUAGUCGUCCAAGCUCUGCACAGCUCAUGGCAGAUGACUCGUACAAAGCCCUGAAGCUUCUCAGCCAGCAGUCGGUGGAAUAUAAUGAUGAUGAAUCAUCAGAACUCAGAGGGGAGUCCUACAACUUUGCAGACAAAAUGCUUCUCUCUGAGAAACCAGACUCUUCUCACUCUGACACCGAGGAGUAUUUGAGGGACAGGUCUCAUUUUCACUCCCCAGAUAGGAGUAGUUAUAGUCAGGAACGGUCUAGUGGAUCAAGGCAAGAAUAUAUUUUGAGGUCAUCAAACAUUGACAAAUCAGGUCAAAUUGCCAAUGUAGAUGAUAACUUUGACAAACUAACAUUAUUGCAGUAUUCCUCAGAACCUGGUAGCCCAAAGCACUCUGUUUGGAUGCGUGUCACUGAUGACAGACAGAGUCAGAAUAGAGAAAAGCUAAUAUAUGAAGACAGAGUAGACAGAACUGUUAAGGAAGCAGAGGAAAAGCUUAGUGAAGUCUCUCAGUUUUUUCGUGAUAAGACAGAGAAACUGAACGAUGAGCUCUCAUCCCCUGAGAAGAAGUCCCGCAGGUCAGACUUUAGGGAAACACGAUCUGGGCCUAGCUCUACGCACAGCAGUCCUGAAAGAUCAACCUAUAAGAAUGGGAGCAGUGGUGAGGAAUGUAGAGAACGUUUCAGGGACAGGUUUGGCUCCAAUGAUAGAAAAUGUGCUAGUUUACCGAGCAGCCCAGAGAGGAGAGUGCUGCUACAGUAUAAUGAUGACAAUAGAAAACCAGGUGAUGGCACUUCACAGGGCAAUGCAGGUGACGCCUCUAAACCAUUUCAAAUGUCAUCCUCCAAAGUCAGCGCUGUUAGGCUAAAAUUUGAACAAGAGGCUCAGAAGCAAGAAAAGGGUCCACAAUGGGGACAAACAUCAAAUGCCCCAGUAAGAAAACUCCAGGAAAGUACACUGCCUGUGUUUCAAGUCUUUGCUGGCUCAAAUAUCCCCAAAUCACCAGACAGUCCAGGAAGUACCAGGAAAGUUCUAGAAAGUGAGGUUAGAGGAUCUAGUAGACCUAGCCCCAGUGCUAAUAGGUAUAUAUGCUCAUCUCCUAAACAUGACACAAACGGAAAUGAACAGGAAGAAAAAAAGUCCUUCAAAACUUGGGAAUGUCAUGGAAAUGGAAACUAUAAACCCCAAGUGUCAAAACUAGCUCACACGUUAGUUCAAGAUGCGCAUGGCAAUGACAGAAAUUCACAAAGAGAACUGCAGGGCUUUAGAGAUGGAAUAACCAGUAAAGAAGAGACAACCAAGAAAACUAUUUACACAGAGCUUGUGGUUCGAGAAAACCCAAAUAGUAGUGAUGUACGUACCGGUAGUCAAAAAAAAAACUCGGAAUUGCAAAUUCCUGUUAGAAUGCCGUGUAGUUUUUCAGAGAAUGAUCAAUCCACAUCAUUAAAGUUAGAUACCUCUGUUAAACUGUGUGAAAGGGCAGGAUCACAAAUACCUACUUUAGCUAGAAAUCGGUUGCAUGGCAGCUCUGAAGCCAACAAAUCUACAAACGACUCAUCGGUAGAAAAAUCCUCAGAUUCUUAUGAUAGUAGUCAGUCAACUGUAGUAUGUAAUGGUAUAGAUAGCGACCAAGUAGAAUACUUGGGAAACAUAACCCCUGUAGUUGUCACUGAGGGUUUCAAAGACAUCAAACCAUUGCCAGUUUAUGUAAACAUCCAAGUGGGCAAGCAAUAUGAAAAAGAAACAUCUGGACUGCUGGGAACGUACCAAAAAAUAGUGAGUCACGAGAGCCGAACAGUACACGAGACACGGGGAGCAUUUUAUACUGUCAAACAAAAACAGCCCCCAUCUCCUCAAGGCAGCCCAGAGGAUGACACUCUAGAGCAAGUAACUUUCAUGGACAGCUCUGGCAAGAGUCCUGUUACUCCUGAGACACCAAGCUCUGAGGAGGUGAGCCUUGCCUCCAGAAAGACAGAUUCCGUGAUUGGAUAUAUGGCCGGCAUGCCCAGUCCAAUAGCAGAGGAGUCUGAGGAAGACGAAGGAAAGACCUUCAUCUACAGGGAGUCUCUGCCAGAGAAAACCAAGCCUGCCUCAUCAGAACCCUCCAACAGAAACCAGGAAACAUUGAAACGACCCACAGAGAAACGAGUCGCUUACAUUGAGUUUCCCCCACCUCCGCCUUUAGAGGCAGAGCAUUCUGACCCUGAGAAGAGGGGGUCUUGUGCCUCCUCAGAGGCUGAGACAGAGAUGAUGGAGGUGAACCUCCAAGAGGAACAUGAUCAGCACCUCCUUGCAGAGCCCAUCAUCAGGGUUCAGCCUCCGUCUCCAGUUCCCCCUGGAGCAGAUGACAGCAACUCUAGCGAUGAUGAGUCUAUCUUCCAUCCCAUCCCCAACAAAAAGUACACCUUCAAGAUGAAGGAGAAGGAGGAAGGAGAGAAGCGUCUGAAACCCAAAAAGCCUGAGAGGAACGGAAACAACAAGGAGUCAGGUACUAAUGGCGUUGUUAAAGCAGAGGAGGAAGACUUGGAGCAAAAUGACCAGUCAAUCACAGACUGCUCCAUAGCCACAACUGAGUUCUCUCAUGACACAGAUGCUACUGAAAUAGACUCUCUCGAUGGCUAUGACCUUCAAGAUGAGGAUGAUGGGUUGAGUGAACAAGACCCUAAGACAUCCAGCCUGUCCAAUGAUGGCAAGACAUGUGAUCGUUCCUUUAGUCAAUCAAAGCUUGAAGUCAUAGAGGAGGAGAAAACACCAAGUGAGGAUGGAGGGGAUAAUGGGAAAGCAAACUCAGAUCAAAACAUUGGAGAUGAAAAAGACUACACUCUCGAGGGAAGACAUCCAGAUAGACAGGGCGAUAGACAAGGCUUUGCAGAUAACUUCUUUGGCUAUCAACUCGAAGAGGAGUUAAACUCUACCUUCAAAACUGUUGCCACGAAAGGCUUAGACUUUGACCCCUGGUCAAGCAAAGGGGGUGAAGGAGUUUUUGAUGCCAAAGCGAAAGAAGAAGAUCCCAAGCCUUUCGGUUUGUCUGUGGAUGACAAGUCGCAAGCCACCACUCCAGACACUACCCCUGCUAGAACCCCGACUGACGAGAGCACACCGACUAGCGAGCCUAACCCUUUCCCCUUCCACGAGGGGAAGAUGUUUGAGAUGACGCGCAGUGGUGCAAUUGACAUGAGCAAGCGGGACUUUGUUGAAGAGAGACUUCAAUUUUUCCAGAUUGGUCCUCAGAGUCCCUGUGAGCGAACAGACCUGCGGAUGGCCAUCGUGGCUGACCACCUGGGACUUAGCUGGACUGAGCUAGCUCGGGAAAUGGACUUUUCUGUCGACGAGAUCAACCACAUCCGAGUGGAGAACCCCAACUCCCUGACAGCGCAGAGCUUCAUGCUACUAAAGAAAUGGGUCAGCCGGGAUGGUAAAAACGCAACGACGGAUGCCUUAACUGGAGUGCUGACCAAAGUCAAUCGGAUGGAUAUUGUGACUUUACUGGAGGGGCCGAUAUUUGACUAUGGUAACAUUUCAGGCACGAGAAGUUUUGCCGAUGAUAACGCUGUUUACCUGGAUCAGGCUGAUGAUUGUCACAGCAUCCUAGCGGAGCUGCAAUCCCCAGUCCAACUGCACUCUGACCCUCCCUUCACGGAGCUCCACUCUGAACCCCCUACCCUCACCAUCGACCCCACCCCUGUCCAGCUCCACCCACACCCCCCUACCCUCAUCCUCACCCAGUCUGAGCCCUGGACUGGCCACAUGGAGCCUAGUGUGGAGCCUGACACCUCCACUAGAACCCACCUUAGGCCCUGGGUGCUGUCCCUGUCCAUUCACACCCUUCACUUAGAUCCCACCGCUGCCACCAACACAGGAAUGGCUGAAGGUGACCAGGUGCUGAUGGUACAAGUGGAAGAAGAGAAAAAGGAAGUGGACAUAAGCCUCCAACAGCAGGAGGACAGCAGACAGACAGGGGCAUCAGCGGUGGAGGCUGAGGGGGAGGCUGAGGACGUCGUAAAGGGAGGUGGUGAGGAAGGGGUAGAGGUGGGUGAGAUGGCAGAAGAGGGGGAUAAAGUGGUAGAAGCAAAGAUCGGGGCUAAGGUAGCGGAAGAGGGGACUAAGGUGAGGGUGGAGGGGGGUAAGGUGGGGGUGGAGGGGGGUAAGGCAGUAGAUAAUGGGGCUGAGGUGGUAGAAGAAGGGGGUGCAUAUCUCUCCCCCCAGGCCUGGGCUGAGGCUUUGGGGGAGCAGGGUGUGUCUGGUUCCACCGAGGAAGAGGAUGGAGACGAAGACGAGAAGACAGAAGAUAAGUUAAAGUCGCUGUUGGAGGAUAUUCAUUUGGAGGAAGGCUCAGAGGAGGAGGACGAGGAAAUGACGGAGGCCAGGGUUCAGGAGAUUCUUAGUCAGGUGCAACAGGCAGAAAAAGACGUGUGUUCACUUCCAGGUUGGCACAGUGACACAUCCAGCGUCAACGUGGAGCCCCCCACACCCGGCCGCAGUGUGAGCUCAGACCUGCUAGACCGCCAGGAAAAUAGCCAGGAGAACUCCAGUGACUCCAUCACCUCUUCCUCUAGAGGAGAGCUAGCGAGGUCUAGGCACAAUGGCGAUAACACGGAGCUACCACCUCAGGACGGGUCACUUCCUGUAUCGCAGGACUCAGCCAACGGAAGAACUGGACGUGGGAAGGAAGAAGGCACGCUUGUAUCUGAGAGGAAAGUCCAGCAGCGUUUUAGUGAGUCCGGCUCUGACGAGGAGCGGACUGUCACCACCAGGGUGUUUCGGCGCCGGGUCAUUCUCAAGGGAGAACAGGCAAAGAAUAUUCCGGGCGAGUCAGUGACAGAAGAACAGUUUACUGAUGAAGACGGUAACAUCAUCACUAGAAAAGUCAUCAGAAAGGUCAUCCGCCGGGUGUCCACGCCCACGCCUGACGACCAGGGCGGGGACAGGGGGAGUUGGGACCGAGGAGACCCCUGGCCCUGCCCUUUCUUACUGGAGGAGGAGUUAGAGCAAGGAGAUGGAGCUAAAAGCAGGUCGGGAGAAAGGAAGCUUCAAUCGUAGGGGUAGCUGUGCUCCACCAGGUGUGCAGGAAUUCUUCUCAUCUGUUUCCAGGGCAGAAAGUUACAAACUGAAAAACUCAAGAAAUUUCAGCCAGGACUUGAUCCGUCUGAUUUCAAUAUGAGCAUGAAAAACUCACUCCCUGUCAAUUGAGGGACCUGGAAGUUUCUCACCAUGGAAUCUGAAUUCUAAUUGUAUGGCUCUCACUUCCUGUGGUCUAUGGACCAGGAGAAUUCUGCUUCCUGUUUGUGACUCGUAACGUGCCAUUGGUGUCGUGAGAGCUUUUGAGGAGUAUUGUGGUGACAACAAAAAGGACUCCAUCACAGAAAAACUACAGGUGCAACUGAACUUACACCUGUGACCAAAGAUGGCACAAAAGCUCAAUUCUAGUAGUAGGAGAAAGAAAAUCAACAAAAUUACACAAAACCUAGAGGAACACUUCUGAUCCACCUCCAACACUCGCCUUAUAGUUUUUUCUUGGACCCAUAAAUGUCAGGUUGUAAAUUGCUGUGGGGUUUGUUUUCCUUUUUAAAACUAAAAAUAAUACACAGCUUUUUCCUGUACAUAAAUUACAAUGUGUACAAUAGAAAAAUGAUGAGUUACAGGAUGAUAAUGCACAGGAGAGAACUUUACAAGUGCUUUCAACAUUAUUAUCAAAAUGGUUCCACUUUUAAGGAAGAUUUGAGUGUAACUUCACACGUUCUUGUAUAAUUCAUUAUUAUAGCAGGUAUAAUGUUUGUAUAUGAAAAAAGCUGGUUAGAUUUUAACAGAGGACAUUUCCAGAAAAUCUUCUGCAAAUUUAAGUGAUUCCUAAAAAGGGGAUGUAUCUAAUUCUGCAAAAGCAGAGUACUCAUAUUUUCAUGCAUGCCGUUCACAUUAUUUUAAGUACAAUUUUUACAAGUUUGCAAACACUGUAUUAAAAUGAGAAUUAAAACCCUUUAUCUGUGUACACAUAUAGUCCUUACAUUUGUCACCAGUUUUAUAUUUGAAAUGAAAAAAAAAAUACCAUAAAAGCAUUUAUUGUGUCGGGGACUAGGAACAGUAUGAAGAACAUUUGUUCUAUAGCUUCUUGAGGGUUUAAUGUAGUCUACCGUUUGUCUAUGUAAAACUGAACGGCACCUUCUGCUGGCAUUAGCAUAAAUGCUAUGAGAAAGAAGUUAUCUGAAUGUAUAUGCUAGUAGACUGGCUCGCCGUAAAACUAUAACUGUAUUCUGUGUAUUGGCUAUAAGGUGUAGAGGUCUCUGUACGCUGUAAGACUGUUUGUAAUCAUUUUAGCGGUGUGUCAUUUGGUUUUAUGAAGGCUGCUGUGGUUUUAAAGAAAAGGUGUCAUUUCCUUUUGGGCUUUGGUGAAGUACUUCCUUAAAUUUAAUCUACUCACAUAAAGACAUAAGACAUUAUUUGAUUGUAGCUCUUAAUAGAAUAUGUAUGACAAAAACACUGGAUGGUCAAACGAUUAUUUAAGCAUCAAAUGAAUUGUGUGAUCUUUCUUGGCUUGAGAAUCUGUAUGCGGUGUCUAACUAGCAUUCAUUUGAUAGCUCAUUGGCGAUUACUUUGCAUUAGAUCUUCUCUUUGUAUUGGUUUGACUAGAGGCCCAUGUAGUUAAAGUGUGGUGUUAUUCUGGUGUGAAGGCUCAGACUUAGUGUGAUGAUGUUUAUGCUGUGGACAUGACAACCAAGUAAAGGACUUUAUUUUCAGACAAGUGAAGUCAUUUAGGGUAUUGUAUCAUAUCUCCCAUCCUACAUGUCAAUCAGGGGGUAGAGGCUAAUUUGAUCAAUUUUGUUUGAUAUGUGUUUUCACCUGAGCUAAUUUUUCGAUGUACAAUUCUUACUAACAGAGUGAAGCCAUUGAAAUGUAACUAUUCUAGCACUUUGGUUAUUCAAAGUCUUCUUUUAGAGGCUAUAGCAGUAAUGACGCCACCACAAUGUUUCAAUUUAAAAACAAAAUAACAAAAUAAAAAUGCAUUGAUUUUGCAA